AGAGGGCCUAUUCUCCCCAGCACACACAUUUGCACAGGGCAGGAUCCCCAGACCUCUACAAUGUCAGCCCCUGCCUCCGGGCCCCAUCCUCCUUCGUACCUGCUGCUGCCUCUGCUGUUGGGACUCACAGGUGUGGCAGGUGAGACAGAACUGCAGGUGAUCCAGCCCGAGAAGUCGGUGUCUGUGGCGGCCGGACAGACGGCCACUCUUCACUGCACCAUGACCUCCCUGAUACCGGCUGGGAAGGUCGAGUGGUUCAGGGGCACAGGGCCAGGCCGGGAGUUAAUCUUCAGUUUCAGAGGAGACUCCCACUCCCCUCGAGUAACAAAUGUUUCAGACGCCACAAGGAGAAACAACCUGGACUUUUCCAUCCGCAUCAGUAACAUCACCCCAGCAGACACGGGAACCUACUACUGCGUGAAGUUCCAGAAAGGGAACCCCGAUGUGGAGUUUAAGUCUGGACCAGGCACCCAGGUCACCGUGAGCGCCAAACCCUCUCCCCCCGUGGUGUCGGGCCCCACGGCCAGGGCCACACCUGAGCAGACUGUGAGCUUCACCUGCGAGUCCCACGGCUUCUCCCCCAGAAACGUCACCCUGAAAUGGUUCAAAAACGGGAAUGAGCUGGCAGCCUCCCAGACCACCGUGGACCCAGAGGGAGACAGCGCUUCCUACAGCAUCUUCAGCACAACCACGCUGCUGCUGGCCCCGGGGGACGUUCGCUCCCAGGUCAUCUGCGAGGUGGCCCACGUGACCCUGCAGGGGGGCCCUCCUCUUCGUGGGACUGCCAACUUGUCCGAGACCCUCCGAGUUCCACCCACCUUGGAGGUUGCCCAGCAACCCGUGACAGGGGACCAGGUGAUGGUCAUUUGCCAAGUGAAGAAGUUCUACCCCCAGCGCCUCCAGCUGACUUGGUUGGAGAACAACAUAUCCAAAACAGAAACUACCUUUAGCCUCCUAGAGAACAAGGAUGGGACCUUCAACUGGACGAGCUUGUUCCUGGUGAAUUUAUCUACCCACACAGAGGAUGUGGUGCUCACCUGUCAGGUGCAGCAUGAUGGGCAGCAGGCAGUCACCAAAAGGCAUAUACUCAAGACCUCUGGCUACACCAAGGACCAGUGCACAGAUGGAAACUCGAAUCGAGAACUGUCCACUCCACUCCUGGUGGCUCUCUCCUUGGGCCCCAAGCUGCUGCUGCUCGUCUCUGUCUCUGCCAUCUAUGUCCGCUGGAAGCAAUGGAUUGACUGGUGACCCAGGAGGAAAGUAGCACCGAGGACAUAGGAGACACGUGGAGAACAUUUCUGGAAUGAUGAGCAGAUAAUCAAAUGUGAACAUGGGUCCACGGCUCCUUCCUUCCUCCCCU
Neofelis nebulosa (Clouded leopard) is the source of this 1360-nucleotide messenger RNA. Its product is annotated as signal-regulatory protein beta-1-like. Bases 61 to 1248 code for a protein of 395 amino acids. The record is from RefSeq and is a predicted model, not a curated record. The transcript is spliced from 6 exons. Gene Ontology annotation, biological process: positive regulation of phagocytosis; positive regulation of T cell activation. Gene Ontology annotation, cellular component: plasma membrane. Lineage: Eukaryota; Metazoa; Chordata; Mammalia; Carnivora; Felidae.